Messenger RNA from Clonostachys rhizophaga, 420 nucleotides. The record is from the annotation of a GenBank genome assembly. Lineage: Eukaryota; Fungi; Ascomycota; Sordariomycetes; Hypocreales; Bionectriaceae.
AUGCGGAGUAGAUACUCUGGGACUCUACCUUGCCAACUCGCCAUCAUAGCUGUCCCCGGAAUUGUUCAUCGUUUGGCCCAGCCCAAAGAUAACAGCGCACCUUUUCUCCCAGAUGCUGUCCUAGCCCCUCCAGGGAUCAUCCCAGGGAUUGAGAGUCAAGAUGACCUCACCCCACAAUACAACACCACAUACUUCCUCAGCGACAUUCGUCCCGUGCUUGAAUCAUCAUCGUACUUUGACGAGGAUGUCAAGAAAAAUGGCGGCCCACUGGCCUCUCUUGCUUGGGAGGUCGCAAGUUUCAUCAACGGUCGCGAUACAAUCCAGCAAAAGGAGCUCACCUCUGAGCCUCACUUGCUGCCCAGCCCCCCAGCCAUUGGCUCAACGCUGGUCAGCAACGGCGGUACUCCAGCCGACGGCUGA